AUGGGCUCGGAUGAGGAAGGCAAGGCUUUGGCCACGCCGCAGUUCUGGGACUCGCGUUACGGCAAGUCAGACGGCGAGAGUCCCACACACGAAUGGUUCCGAACCUUUGAUGCCCUGAAGCCGUUCUUCGAAGCACAUCUGUUCCAACACCGAAAGCCCGACAGCAACCCAAAGAUCUUGCAUCUAGGGUCCGGCGACAGCACCAUACCCUCGGAUCUGGCCGCGCUAGGCUACAAGAACCAACUAUGCGUCGACUUCUCCCAAGUUGUCGUUGAUCUGAUGUCGAGCUGUCACGCUGUUGACAGUGGUAUUGAGUGGAGGUGGGCCGAUAUUCGCGACAUGAAGCAUAUCUGCGCAGCAUCUGUAGACGUGGCUUUUGACAAGGGUACCAUGGAUGCCAUGAUUCAUGGCAGUCCGUGGAGUCCUCCUGAUGAUGUUCUCAACAACACGGAAAGAUACAUCAACGAACUUCAUCGAGUACUGAAAGACGAUGGACUCUUUUUGUACGUGACCUAUCGGCAGCCUCACUUCAUUCGCCCACUGCUCAAUCGGGACGAUAUAUGGAUCAUGGAAAUCGAGAAUCUGGCAACGAACGAGAGCUCGUUCGACUAUUAUGGCUGGAUUUUACGGAAAAAGUCUGCCGACCAUACGGCCUGA
This is a messenger RNA of Fulvia fulva, 657 nucleotides long. Its product is annotated as EEF1A lysine methyltransferase 4. The transcript is spliced from 3 exons. The record is from RefSeq and is a predicted model, not a curated record. Gene Ontology annotation, molecular function: S-adenosylmethionine-dependent methyltransferase activity. NCBI's taxonomy places the organism in Eukaryota, Fungi, Ascomycota, Dothideomycetes, Mycosphaerellales, Mycosphaerellaceae. Bases 1 to 657 code for a protein of 218 amino acids.